CAGGUGUAACUAAAGUCUGAUUUAAGUGUUGAAUCAGUUUAUCAACUUAAAUUCCCCUUCAUAAAUAGUACUGGCACACACUACAGGCGUAGGCCUAAUGUGUAUAUUUUUUAAUGAAAUUACGUUUUUAUCAUUGCUUUUGCCUUCACUCUCAUAACACAAGAGGAGCACUUACUGAAAUGUAUCCCUUACUUAAAAACUCCUUUAUCCAUAAAUUGUCAUUAAAGUAAAACAAAUAUGAAUUGUUAUGGGUUAAUUGCUUGGUUAUCAUACAUCUCUUUAAAUGUGAUACCAAACAAAUACCAUAUUCAAUGAUCUGGGCUGCUGACAUCAUGGUAAAUAGAUACAUCACUACUAACCCUGCUGUAAUGCCUCUGACCUGUGUCUUCCAUACAGAUGCUGAAAUGCUCCAUAAUAGCAAAAUAGCUUGCCUCCUUCACAGCAGAGAAGUGAAGGAGAAGCGUGCGAUGGAAAAGGCUGUCGUUGACUACCGGCAUCAGUACCAGCAGCCUCAGUGCCAGAGCGACUAUGACCUGAGCGACCCGCACCGCUGUGGGAACACAGACCCAGGCGACGCCCAGAUGAUGCUCCCUGGCCUGCUGGGCGAGGACCCCCACAGUGAGAGCAGGGGACGGAGGCAGAGGGAGCAGCAGAGGGAGUGGCUCCUCCAGCAGCAGGGGGAGCAGGCAGCAGAGAGGCAGCGACAGACGCUGGAGGAGCAGCGCUAUGACCUCAGUAGAACAUACAUGGAGAAAAAAGCUCUGCAGCUUGAGGGCAUUGAGAUGGAGAGGAGAAGAGCAGAAACUGUCGCCACUAAAGAGUUCAAUCUGGCCAAGGUAAGUCACUCAGGUAAUCACACGGUCACAUAAAGGUGGUUCAACUUGC
Gymnodraco acuticeps is the source of this 885-nucleotide messenger RNA. RefSeq names its product RIB43A-like with coiled-coils protein 2. The record is from RefSeq and is a predicted model, not a curated record. The coding region runs from base 312 to 869 and encodes 185 amino acids. The transcript is spliced from 2 exons. Lineage: Eukaryota; Metazoa; Chordata; Actinopteri; Perciformes; Bathydraconidae.